Messenger RNA from Saccostrea cuccullata (small rock oyster), 1760 nucleotides. Its product is annotated as neuropeptide CCHamide-1 receptor-like. The transcript is spliced from 3 exons. Gene Ontology annotation, molecular function: neuropeptide receptor activity. The record is from RefSeq and is a predicted model, not a curated record. Gene Ontology annotation, cellular component: plasma membrane. Lineage: Eukaryota; Metazoa; Mollusca; Bivalvia; Ostreida; Ostreidae. Gene Ontology annotation, biological process: G protein-coupled receptor signaling pathway. Bases 592 to 1698 code for a protein of 368 amino acids.
CUCUUAGAAAACCAUUGGUAGCGAUGUUCGGCAGAUGAGAUAGAACUGACGCACUUCAAUAGCAGGUUCUUUCAUACACCAACUGAUGUUCUUGUCUAGGAAUUAUCUAUCGAACCAGUGAAAAUGAACAAAUCUGAAUUAAUUUGAUUCAUGGGUUACAGAUUUCAAAAACCCUCAUGACGCAUGAAAAUUCUGAAAAAGAUGAAAUUGAUUAAGACAACAAAAAGCUAUGAAAAAGGUGUCGGUAAUUUGACAACCUCAAUUCAAGGAGGAGACAAAUUUUAACAGUGGAACAGAUGUAGUGACAGGCCUCAUCCAUCGAGGUAUCCAGUUACAGGGCAAAUCGACAAGGAAUAAAUGACACAUGAUCACAGCGUUUGUUCUUGAUAAAAAGAUCCAUAAAUGCUGUAAUUAUAAAUCUUUACGUAAAGUCUCUGCAUGUUUAAUUAUGACACGCAGCUGACGGUCUUAUUUGAUUUUAUAUUGACGACUUUGAAAAAAAAAGUCCUUGUUUAAGUUUUAUCUAAACUUGCAGUUGAAAAAAAAAAAAGUAGCCUGAUAAGUACCUAGGAGAGGUGUGCGGAAACAAGUAUGGAGUCUACCAACAUAUCUAUUGUUGACGCUGUUAACUUAACAGAUGGAAAUUUUACAAAUUACAGCAACAACGAGCCGGCCAGCGCAGCUGUGUUGCGUGUUGUUGUUCCUAUCGUAUUUUUUAUUCUGAUGCUUGUUGGAGUUGUUGGAAAUGGACUACUUAUAUACACUGUUUUCGCCAACAAAUGCAUGAGGAACACACCGAACAUUCUAAUAGUGAGUCUUUCUAUCGGGGACAUGGUGUUAUUGCUUAUGUCAGCUCCCUUUUCUUCAAUGUACUUCACCUUGAGCGAGUAUCCAUUUGGAGUGGUGGUCUGCAAAGGAAAUGAAUACUUGCAAACCCUGUGUGUCGGUGUAUCAGUGUUCACGCUAACGGCUCUAAGCGGCGACAGGUUCUUUGCAAUCGUGUUUCCAAUGAGCAAACAUAAAGGAAAACCAAGACUUAAGAUAGGAAUAACUGUAGCCUCGAUUUGGAUUUUAUCAGCUCUCUUUGCAAUACCAGAAGCAGUAAACAUGAACAUAGUCGUUUUUGAGGGUAAAAAAUAUUGCUUUGAUGAUCAGGUAUUUAUGAGGGUUUUUACAAUGGUCAAGUUCAUCGUUCUGUUUGUAGUACCCCUCUUAAUAAUAGCAUUUUUCUACUGUAUGAUGGCGAUUAUACUGGUGACAAGCAGUCGUCGAAUUCCUUGUGAAACAAGUACGGGCUCGGUCGUUUCCCGCCAACAAAAGAAGCAAAUGGAAGCUAGAGUCAAGGUCGCAAAAGUGGUGCUGUCAUUUGUAUUCUUAUUCAUACUUUGCUGGCUGCCGCGAUACGUGUUUCUGCUUUGGUUCCAUUGGUCAGGUGAUGACGCAGAAGUUACUGUAUUCUGGGUAAUCUUCAAAGUGAUUGGAUUUUGUCUCAUGUACGUUUAUUCCAGUAUAAAUCCGUAUGCGUUGUACUUUUUGAGUAGUCAGUUCAGGAGAUAUUACAACAAAUAUUUAUUUCGCUGCUGUCCCAAGUCCUACAGGCCAAUCCAACCCGAAUCGGCGUCAGCCAUGCUUUAUAAUGGAACAAUUAGACGAGGGAGCACCUCAAUGACCAUCAUCAAGGCCCACUCAGAGAGCUAAUUUUUAAUUUAUAACCUGGUAAUUGCAGAAAGAAAACUUUUGAGUUACACGCCAAAAUGCAG